AAUCCCAUCCCAGCUCCUACACUCUCGCGAGACUUCGAGGUUACACGAAAUCUCCCAGCAGCCCUUGUUCUUUCUCUUCCCCGGUGCGGGCGGCCCCUGAGUUAAGCUCUGAAAAUGGUCCGCUACUCACUUGAUCCAGAGAAUCCCACCAAAUCAUGCAAGUCAAGGGGUUCUAACCUUCGAGUCCACUUCAAGAACACUCGUGAGACCGCUCAAGCUAUCAAGGGCAUGCAUAUCCGGAAAGCCACUAAAUACUUAAAGGAUGUGACCCUAAAAAAGCAGUGUGUUCCCUUCCGCCGUUACAAUGGUGGAGUCGGCAGAUGCGCUCAGGCCAAGCAGUGGGGCUGGACACAGGGACGUUGGCCUAAAAAGAGUGCAGAGUUCCUACUGCACAUGCUCAAAAAUGCUGAGAGUAAUGCUGAACUCAAGGGUCUUGAUGUGGAUUCUCUGGUAAUUGAGCACAUCCAGGUCAACAAGGCCCCCAAAAUGCGCAGGCGUACCUACAGAGCUCAUGGUCGUAUCAACCCCUACAUGAGCUCCCCCUGUCAUAUUGAGAUGAUCCUCACUGAGAAGGAGCAGAUUGUUCCAAAGCCAGAAGAGGAAGUUGCUCAGAAGAAAAAGAUCUCUCAAAAGAAGCUGAAGAAGCAAAAACUUAUGGCUCGGGAGUAAAUCUGACAUAACAGAUGUACAUAAAUAAAAAAGAAAACGGAUAUUA
Molecule: messenger RNA, 715 nt
Organism: Mauremys reevesii (Reeves's turtle)
Lineage: Eukaryota; Metazoa; Chordata; Testudines; Geoemydidae
Product: 60S ribosomal protein L17
Exons: 7
Coding region: 115-669 (184 amino acids)
Biological process (GO): cytoplasmic translation
Cellular component (GO): cytosolic large ribosomal subunit; ribosome
Molecular function (GO): structural constituent of ribosome
Source: RefSeq, a predicted model, not a curated record